Molecule: messenger RNA, 1152 nt
Organism: Macrosiphum euphorbiae (potato aphid)
Lineage: Eukaryota; Metazoa; Arthropoda; Insecta; Hemiptera; Aphididae
Source: the annotation of a GenBank genome assembly
AUGCUACGCAUCGUUAUACUGUGCUUGGCGUUGUUCAGGUCGCCGCCGGCCGCCAUUGCAGCUCCCGUGAUGAUGGGCACCGACAGACUAACUGACGACCGGUACUUUCGAUUCUGGCCGCAGCGAUCGUCACCUCCCGCCAAAGUUGCCACUUCCACGCUGAUGACCAAUGAUGGACCGACCAAAAAACAGGACUUUCAGCUCUCUUCGCAGCGAUCAACGCCACCCGCCACAGUUACCACUGCCACAAAGAUGACCAAUGAUGGACAGACCAAAAAUCAGAACUUUCAGCUCUGGCCGCAGCGAUCGUCGCCGCCUGCCGCAGUUGAUGCUUCCACGCUGAUUACCACCUACGGCCCAGCCAAAAACCAGGACUUUCAGCUCUCUCCGCAGCGAUCAUCGCCAUCAGCCAUAGUUACCUCUGCCACAAAGAUGACCAAAGAUGGACCGACCAAAAAACAGAACUUUCAGCUCUGGCCGACGCGAUCGUCGCCGCCCGCCAUGGUUACAGCUGUCACGCUGAUGACCAAUGAUGGACCGGCCAAGAAUAAAAACUUUCAACUCUGGCCUCAGAGAUCGUCACCGCCUGCCACCGUUGCCGCUCUUAAGAUGAUGGUCACCGACGGGCCGAUUGAGAACUUUCGGCCCUCGUCGCUACACAACUGUCACUGUGGCCACCGCGCCGAGGUGACCACGUCAGACCCGGCCGUAGACCAAGACCUAACCAGAGGCCAUUACCAUGUGCACUCGACCGAGGUCACGAAGCCGGACCCAGCCACGGUUUACACCAGGGCUAAUUGUCACCACGACUUUGCGACCGCGGUCACUGAUGCUGAACGUUGUCGCUGCCCACACCACCAUUAUCAACCACAGGAGAGUGCGCCAAACAGUACGCCGUCACCUGCUGUGUACAAUAUUGUAACGGAAGAAAUUCCAACGAACAACCAGAAUUACGACGAAUCUGAAAAAGACUACGUCGACGAUGACUACUACUCUCUGAACAAUUUCGUACUGACUAUUUCGUUGAUGAUGUUUGUGUUGUUGUAUCCGAGCUGUUAUAUGUAUAGUAAUCGGAGGCCAAAAACCAAUUCGUUUUACUUGCAAACGAAUACAUGCGGCUGUAAAGCAAAAUAUAUUCGCUGUUCUAAAUAG